AUGCACACUAACAACACAAAAAUACACACACAGCAAGAGAAAGGGAAGAACGGAGAGGGAAAGAAAAGAAAAGAAAGGGGAAAGCUGGAAUCAGAGAGCAAGAGAAAGAGAGGGGGAAAAAGGAGGACGGCACCGGCGGGCACUGCCGCCGCGCCAUCGUGUCGCCGUCAGGAAGGGGGAGACGUUGAGCGAGAGGAAGAGCUGCUCGAUGAAGGAGUGUCGAUGUGCCUCCAUCGCCACCCUGCUCAAGACUCAGAAAAAGGCAAGGGCUGGAAGCGAUUUGAGUUUGACAAGGAUGCGCCUCUUGAAGAUGAGGAAAUUGAAGUGGCUGAAGAUGAUGCUUCCUUGGUCAAGCAAAUUGGCCAGAGUUUCCAGUAUUCUAAAAUAGAGGCAAGAAGGGAGGAACAAAUCCAAGUUGCUCAUGACGAAGCCAUGUUUGGUGCUUCAGCACUUCCACCUCCUACCAGUACUGACAGUGAGCCUGAAAGGGAGAAUGAGAAAGAAGUUAAUAAAAAAGCUGUUGUUACAAGUCUCUUAAGUGAAACGGGUGCAAGUUGUGAAUUGGUUGUGUUUGUUGGAACCGUGGACGGUGGAAAUAUCCAAGUUUUAGGGGAGGAGUGCUGA
Arachis stenosperma is the source of this 624-nucleotide messenger RNA. RefSeq lists its product as uncharacterized. The transcript has 6 exons. Bases 1 to 624 code for a protein of 207 amino acids. The record is from RefSeq and is a predicted model, not a curated record. Gene Ontology annotation, biological process: alternative mRNA splicing, via spliceosome. Gene Ontology annotation, cellular component: cytoplasm; nucleus. NCBI's taxonomy places the organism in Eukaryota, Viridiplantae, Streptophyta, Magnoliopsida, Fabales, Fabaceae.